This is a messenger RNA of Cynoglossus semilaevis (tongue sole), 4108 nucleotides long. It is a transcript of the gene slc1a1, whose product is annotated as solute carrier family 1 member 1. The transcript has 12 exons. Lineage: Eukaryota; Metazoa; Chordata; Actinopteri; Pleuronectiformes; Cynoglossidae. The coding region runs from base 371 to 1945 and encodes 524 amino acids. Gene Ontology annotation, molecular function: glutamate:sodium symporter activity; L-glutamate transmembrane transporter activity; L-cysteine transmembrane transporter activity. Gene Ontology annotation, cellular component: plasma membrane. The record is from RefSeq and is a predicted model, not a curated record. Gene Ontology annotation, biological process: L-glutamate transmembrane transport.
UCAUCAUUUGCCAUUUCCUUUGUACUUGCUGGCAUUUAUGUUACGAGUUGGCGUGUUUAUUUUCAGUAAAGCAAACCCAUUUGGUUUUUACGGUGAGUGUGGGGGAAGGGUGGUUAAGUGGAGAAAAGGGACCAUGUCCCUCCCUCCUUUCCCUCCUCGAUCUCCCUCCCUCCCUCCCUCCCUCCCUCCUCCCUCAUUCCCUCUUCUUGCCUUCCACUCACUCUCUCCUCCGCUCACACCAACACUGGCUUUCAGCACCAUCUGACGGUUACAUCCUCCUGUCUCGGCGGCACCUGACAUCCCAGCUGCAGGGAACCUUCUUUUGUGUCUCCACAGCGGACGCCUCGAUCUCCUCUAGUUGUGGAGGAGCAUGGACGUGAUGGGCAACAGAGAGCGGCGAGGCGUGACUUUCAAAGGCUUGCUGAAAAAGAACUGGCUCCUGAUUGCCACAGUUUUGUCAGUGGUGCUCGGCAUCACUCUUGGCGUCGCAGUCAGGGAAUAUGCUACGCUCUCCAAUCUCCACAAACAGUACUUCGGUUUCCCGGGGGAAAUCCUCAUGCGUAUGCUGAAGCUGGUCAUUCUUCCUCUCAUCAUAUCGAGCAUGAUUACAGGUGUUGCAGCCUUGGACUCUGAAGUAUCCGGAAAGAUAGGCUUGCGGGCUGUUAUCUAUUACUUCUCAACAACCAUCAUCGCAGUCAUACUUGGAAUUAUUUUGGUGAUGACCAUCAAACCAGGAGUGUCUCAGACAGCAGACCACAUUAGCAGAGCUGGGACAACACCCAAUGUUACCACAGUGGAUACACUCCUGGACCUCAUCAGAAACAUGUUUCCAGAAAACCUGGUGCAGGCUUGUUUCCAGCAGUACAAGACCAAACGCAAAGAGCUGGAUCCUCCAGAAGUGGAAGUGAAUGCUACGACCAUUCCACCUCUGACUACUACGAUCAUGGCAACAGUGGAGAACAUCACCAAAGACUAUAAAAUUGUCGGAUCGUACUCAGAUGGAAUCAACGUGUUGGGUCUUAUCGUCUUCUGUGUGGCUUUUGGCCUCGUCAUUGGGAAGAUGGGUGAAAAAGGACGCAUUCUCCUGGACUUUUUCGACGCUUUGAAUGACGCAACCAUGAAACUGGUUCAUAUAAUUAUGUGUUACAUGCCAAUCGGGAUCAUGUUCCUCAUUGCUGCCAAGAUUAUCCAGGUGGAAGACUGGGAGAUCUUCCGAAAGAUGGGUCUGUACAUGGUGACGGUGCUGAGUGGCCUCGCAAUCCACGCCAUCGUGUGUCUGCCACUCCUUUACUUCAUCAUUGUGAGGAAGAAUCCCUUGACGUUCACUCUAGGAAUGGCUCAGGCUCUGGUGACGGCACUCAUGAUCGCCUCCAGCUCCGCAACUCUACCCGUUACCUUCCGAUGCGCCGAGGAGAACAACCACAUUGACAAGAGGAUCACUCGCUUCGUGCUCCCCGUGGGCGCCACCAUCAACAUGGACGGCACGGCUCUUUAUGAAGCCGUGGCUGCCAUCUUUAUUGCCCAGCUCAAUGACUAUGCUCUGGAUGUAGGGCAGAUAGUUACCAUCAGUAUCACAGCAACAGUUGCCAGUAUUGGAGCAGCAGGAGUGCCCAAUGCAGGCCUUGUCACAAUGGUGAUAGUUUUAACGGCUGUAGGAUUACCAGCAAGUGACGUUACUUUGAUCGUAGCCGUGGACUGGCUCCUAGAUCGGUUCCGUACGAUGAUCAAUGUGCUGGGUGACGCUUAUGGUGCUGGUAUCGUUCAAAAGUUGUCCAAGAGGGAACUGGAGAAAAUGGAUCUGGUUUCAGAGGUAGAUGUCGCCAACCCUUUCGCGCUGGAAACCACCCUGGACGACGAGGAGUGCGAGAAGAAGUCCUACGUGAACGGAGGCUUCACCGUCGAUAAGACAGAUGCCAUCUCAUUCACCGAAACCUCGCAGUUUUAGCCCUGGCCGCCACAGAGGAGCAGCGAAAGUGCCACGCCACCGACGGAUGUAAAGCAGAGAGCUUUCUAUUAUAUAUUAGCAUCAUGAUGCUCGAGGAAAUCGAUCAAGUCUGACCCAUCAAAGCUCAAACAUCAGCAAUAGCAACCUCCAGAUGGAGACGAUCACCCUUACGUUUACAACCAUGACUAGGUUAAAGUGCUUCCCUCUUUUUACAAAUUGUGCCAAGGUAAAAAGGUGUAUUUUUCCGAGCAGGAAGUCCUCUUACAGAGAUGCACUUGAGAGAAAGACGGUGUGUAUGGGGCUUUUCUUUUGAAAGUAUGUUAUAUAUAGUUGCAGUAAACACGCACUUGGAUGGGACACUUAAAGGGUGGUUCCGGAUUUUCAAAGUAUGAUUGUGUGGUGUACUAACCUAGACUUGGCUCAAGAGGUCAAUGGUGCCCUCCCUUGACCCAUAUAUAUAUAUAUAUAUAUAUAUUUAUAUAUAUGUAUAUAUAUAUAUUAUUUUCAUGUUGCAACACUGUCCCCGCCCAACAAAGGGCGCCAUGGGUGUUGCCUAUGCCAGUCUACUUUAUUGGUUCCAGUGCGGAAAAAAUAGCCGCCAACAGAGCACCAAACGUCAUAAAAAUGUUAAUCUUUAACUUCAAAUUUAAAUAGCUGUUGUGUUGCCAACCUGGUCGUUAAAACUACCACUACCACUCAGCAAAAACAUGUGCUUGCUACCAGCUUAAGCAAUUUUGCCGACAUAGAUCAGAUUACAGUUUGGCACCCUCUACUGACUCCUCUUUGAAUUUUUAUUUUUAAUAUUAUUUAUUUUUUAAGAUUUUACAGCAUCGCCCCCUCCAGCAGACGGCAACCUAGGUGACUCCCUGUAUGACCAUCAUUUUUUUUUUACAUCCUGACACCCACGAAUUUUUCAAUUGACUGCUGCCUACAAAACUUCAAACAUACGUCAACCAUUUGCCACCCCCCAGGGGACAGAAUGUUUUUUCACACUCCCAACCAUAUUGAAAUACCAUUGAGUGCCUGGUAAUAAUUAUUUAUUUAUCUGUGUAAAACACUCUGGCACCAUGAUUCUGCAUACAAUCCCCUGAUUAUCAAAACGGAUGGUGCCAUCUAGUGGCAGGAGGCUUGUUUAUCGUGUGUUGGGGAGGCGCGCCCCCACUAUUUGAGAAGCACUGGGUUAGUACAACUUAGCGUCUACUCUGAAAAAAACUGAACUGCUCCUGUUUUGUGCUAUAUUCAGGCACCCGUUCCUACAUGUCCCAUGAUGCACUGCUUGUAUAUCUAUCUGUAUAAUUAAACCGUGCCAAACAACAAUAUAAGGAGUUUUUCGCCGAGUUGCAUGAGGUAAUAUGUAAAAGGAAUAAGGAUAGCUGGCUGCAGACUGAUUUUUUUUCUUAAGAGAUGGGAGAAGUUUGACAAGUUAGGAAGUCAAUGAACACUGUGAAAUCUUUUGUUUUGUCAGAAUUAAACCGGUAACAUGUAAUGUUGCAUUGCAAAAAAAAACAAAAUACUUCUAGUAUCUGUAUUCCGGCAUGUGUUAGAUGCCACUAAUGGUACAUUCUCAAACCAGACGACUUUUUCUGUCACGCUCAUAGAUUUAUAUGUAAAUAAUGUAUCUUUGUGCUUUUCGACAACACUGCUGCUGUUCUUUUUUUUUUAAUGUUUUUUUUUUUUUUUUUAACCUCUAAAACGAAUACAGGCGCUAUGUAGUUUAGCUGUCGCGCAAGUGCAUGGCAAGCUUUUCUUCUAAGCAAAAUUUAGCUGUUCCCAUAACACCUCCCCUUGCCCCCCCCCCCCUCUCCUUCACUGCGAUCCAUUUCUUCUCUUGUAAUUCUACAGAGUCUUUGCCAAAACAGCCGCCCAGUCAGCAAGACACUGGUACAAAGUGUAUUUCCUUCAAUGUAUUCUUUUAAAACAAGGUGCAGAAAACGUAGGCUUGGACGCGUAACAGCACAAUUAUAGCACUUUAACAAAGAGCCGCUGCAGCGAUUUUUAUUUCUACCUUCUUUAUUGCCGGCCUAUAUCAAAAGUUAAUGGUUGUUACAUUGGGAGCGGUACGGUCAUUUAUGGAAUUUUAGAAACACUGACUUUGGGAAUUUAAGUAACCCCAUUUGUAAGAAACACAGAGCAAUUAUUUAAACCUGUGAUAAACCACCCCCC